Messenger RNA from Colletotrichum abscissum, 330 nucleotides. RefSeq lists its product as uncharacterized. Bases 1 to 330 code for a protein of 109 amino acids. Lineage: Eukaryota; Fungi; Ascomycota; Sordariomycetes; Glomerellales; Glomerellaceae. The record is from RefSeq and is a predicted model, not a curated record. The transcript has a single exon.
AUGAAUUGCUGCUGCUGCUGCUGUUGUAGGCAAAGUAAGCUGGCCUCAGAUUCCCCCGAAUCUCCAUCAGCCUGUUCAAAAGACUUCCAUCCAUUCGUCACAUUGUGGAAUAUCUCAUCCGGGGCCUAUCCGAACCAAGUCCUCCCCGCUUGCAGGGCUGCAGUUCUCAGUUCUCGCUUCUUCGGCGAUUCCACGACGCUGACACAUGAACGGAGCGGACUUGUGAGUAUUGGGGGGCAGUCUGAUGAUUUGUAUAGAGUAUACGCACAAAAGACCCCUGAUCUCGUCAUCCCGCGGUGUGGGAAUAAGAGGAUGGAAGUGUGUAGGUGA